AUGGCGAGACAGAUCAUGAAAAGUGCGUGGGGAUUUUCGGGCGGGGUUGGAGGAAUCGUCUUGACUACCUUCCUCAACCUUGCAUUGUCGGGCGCGUCCGGCCCCACGAAUCCGUGCACCUAUGCCGCCACAGCAGAUUGGGGGAAGUGCGUGUACGGACAGAUUGCAAAGUAUGUGGAGCAGCAUGUCACCUCCUACGUAGCCAAGGAAUUCCAGCACUAUACGAACGAAGUGGCAAAGACAAGGCUGGCAGUAUGGCACUUGAAGCUGAACGACAUCAACAACAGUGUUGCAAUUGACACCAGGAAGCCAGGGCAAAACACAACAAGCAACUGGCUGGCGGACUUUACGGACCCAGUGCAAGAGCUGCGCUUUGACAUGGACGGCGAGUGGCUUAGAUUUUUGCUGACCCCGGUCCUGCCGCAGUUCUUGAACUUGCACCUGACUGUGGAGAGCCUCGCACUCAAAGCAAAGCAACUUCGCGAUGCUGCAUCUAUUCAGAAGUUGGCCAGAGACUCACUGUGCCACGCCAAGAUGGUGCUGAAACGUGCAGCCAACCUUACACAGCGACGAGUGGCGAGCUUUCAAGGCCUCAUGGUGCAUCGAAAGCAUCAUUUGGAGUGGGUAACUCAUUCAAGUUUGCUCUCUCAUGUGAUCUUUUUUCAUCGGCACACAUACGAUUGUCCAUACUACUACCCUGGGCAGUUCGAUGCAGAGUGUACAAGCAAGGAAGCAGUGGAUAAAUCCAACUCUACCUGUACUCCAAAGCCUCCAUCCUUCUCUCCCUGUCUAUACUGCCGCGACCGUGGCGACGGAAUACCCAUACCGUUUCUGGGCGACAAAGCGCAGUGUGCCCCUUGGGAGACCAGUUCUCCUGGUGGGGCGGCUGCGACGAGUUGGUUCUGUCACCGGGCCAAGGUUCUUUCCACACAGCAGAGGGUCUUCGAGCAGUGGCUGCAACCCAUUUGGAACUGGAUCAACAUCACCCGGGCCUUGCAGCAGGCCAUGGAAAAUGGGGAAGUCCCGAAGUGGUCACCGUGGUCGUGGAAGUGUUACGACGAGGCCAACUUGAAGAGCGACCAGGGCCUCUUGGGCCGCAUGGCAUCUUGCCCUUUCAGGAUUCUCACGACCUCCAGCUUCGAAGGCAAGCCCUCCUACGUGGACAGGGGCACAGGUGCAGCAACCGACCUGGGCAUGUGGAGGCCCAAGAGAGGGAGCAAGGGCCUCUACUAUCUCGGUGACUAUUGCAAGGACAGCCAUGCCGCGGACAUGCACCUGACGGCCAUGCUCUUGCAACACAUGCCGGGACACGAGGAUUCCUUGAAAUCCCCGGUCACCAUGACCUUCAACUGGAAUGACCUCCACACUCAUGGUGACCAUGACGGCGGCUUGUUCACGCCGGGUUGCGCAGAGGGCUACCGCCCGGUGGGGAGCGUCGGUGAGCAGGAUCUGCCUGAUUCGCGGGCAGGGCCUGACAACCCUCCACCACCCAGCCGAUUCAAUGGCCUGGUGUGUGUGAAGGCCGAAUACACGGAAGAGGUGCAUCUCACCAAGGACGACUGGAUGUGGACGGACCGUCGCAGUCACGGGCAUUAUGAUGGUGCCGUCUUUGUGGGCGCUGUCUACAUGACGGCAAGUGGUGUCUUGGUCUACGGCCCUUGCCACGCUGCCCGGGGCCACCCGUCUCAUUACACGGUGUAUCGUGUCAAAGAGUCCCUAGUUAGGUGGUGCACGGGCAUGCCGGCAGGGUGA
Messenger RNA from Symbiodinium necroappetens, 1752 nucleotides. Lineage: Eukaryota; Dinophyceae; Suessiales; Symbiodiniaceae. The record is from the annotation of a GenBank genome assembly.